Molecule: messenger RNA, 642 nt
Organism: Cantharellus anzutake
Lineage: Eukaryota; Fungi; Basidiomycota; Agaricomycetes; Cantharellales; Hydnaceae
Exons: 8
Coding region: 116-475 (119 amino acids)
Source: RefSeq, a predicted model, not a curated record
AGGGGUAGCCGAGUUCUGACCAAAGGCUUGUGCCCUAGAGUAUCAAAGAGAACAAACAAUCUGCGACCAGACUAGCACAACAGUCACCGGGGAGUACUUAUCAAGAUAUUCGACGAUGCGAAGAGAAUGGUCUCUAGCCCCAUCAUCCGAUGUACAUAAUUACAUGACUGAUCAGAAAAUAUUUCCAGAAUUUUCAGAGGCACCUGGAAUGUAUCGAAUCACACGAGGAGUUGGGUCAAAUGGACGUUUGCUCAAGAGAAACGCGAUGGCAAAAUUGUUUAAACUCCGGGACCCCCUUCGCUUUGUUGGAGACGGUGCUUCAGCCCAACAAACGGACAAGGAGUCCAGUUCGAGUGCUCCAAUGACACCGACAGAGCGCAGAGCAAGUGCCGGCGAAACCUAUCCAACACACGGCUAUCUGGAUCCGAACCUAGAGAAGAUCCUGACAUUGAGGCUCAUUAAUUCGGACGCUUGAAGAAUGUAAAGGCGAAUACCCCCUAUGAAGGUGGACCCGACGGAACUGUCGAAGUGCACAAGGGGGCUCAUGCAACCAUCUGCAAAGCAGUUAGUGUAGGAAACGAAGUUGCCGUCAAAAAAUGAUAGACGCAUCAACAGAGAGAGCAAAACCUUAAUCGCCCCAAU